GACAGAUAAGGAUUUUUGUCGCGUUUUCAACAUUUUCAUUUUUUAUUAUCCACAACAAGGACCGCUAAAGGGAGGCGGUCACCAGUUAUCAGGGCUACCAGUUAAUCUGAAACACCGUGUGCUGGUCUGCGGCUGGUCCAUGUUAGCAGUGAGCCUCUGGAGCUGAGCAGGAAGCGGGGCUCCCUGACGUUAUAUCGACUCACGCCGGGACGAGAAGCUGUCAAACUAAUGCGUAUAACAUUGAUUCACCUCUUCCCGUCAUCGUUGAUUCAGCUGCAGCGUCACCCAAACUGUAAGCUGGUUGAUCGUUACCUGCAUGGCUGCUCACAUCAACAUUAAACCAUGAGCAUGUGACCGAAGACUGGUGUUUACUUCACAUGAUCUGGACGAGCAGAGGAGAUCCAACUCGAUAAGAGGCCAGUUACUUAUUAGUGAGCAGUUGAGAGUGAACAGCCAUGACGACAAAGACGUCCCUGCUGAAGGUCAUCCUGCUGGGUGAUGGCGGCGUCGGGAAGAGCUCCAUCAUGAACCGCUACGUCACCAACAAGUUCGACGCUCACCUCUUCCACACCAUCGGCGUGGAGUUCCUCAACAAGGACCUGGAGGUGGACGGCCACCAGGUCACCCUGCAGAUCUGGGACACUGCCGGCCAGGAGCGCUUCCGCAGCCUGAGGACUCCUUUCUACCGCGGCUCCGACUGCUGCCUGCUCACCUUCAGUGUCGACGACAACCAGAGCUUUCUCAACUUAGGCAACUGGAAGAAGGAGUUCAUCUAUUACGCAGACGUCAAGGAGCCCGAGAAGUUCCCGUUUGUCGUGUUAGGCAACAAAUUGGAUGUGACGGAGAGGCAGGUGUCGAGCGAGGAGGCUCAGCAGUGGUGCCAGGAGAACGGUGACUACCCCUAUUACGAGACCAGCGCCAAGGAUGCCACCAAUGUAGCAGUGGCCUUUGAGGAGGCGGUGCGCAGGGUGCUGGCAAUGGAUGAAAGAACGGACCACCUCAUCCCCACAGACACAGUCAAGCUCCACAGAAAGCCUCGCUCUGCCACCACUUGCUGUUCGUAACACCCAGGAGUUGUCACUAAUAUGAAUUUGCUGUUUAUGCCUGUUGUGUGAUGAGGCUGUAGGUGUGCAAUUCUGUAGUAACAUUUUAUUUAAGCAAAUUCUGCUACUGGCUUUGUGAUUUGUUAUUCUGUUGGAGGUCUGACGAUGCGUAUAGCUGGAGAGUGAAAAUGGGGAGCAACACUAACAUCAACACACUCCACUUCCAAAUUAACUCUAAAGCAUCGAUUCACAUCAGUCCAGUAUUACCUGUGAUCUCUGGAAAGCUCCACGUUCUCCUGAAAUGAUUUGAUUCUGUCAUCAAGGAAAAAAAAGGUGUCUUUGAAAUUCUGUGUUAUUUUGGGAGUGUAACCAUUAAUGGAUUUUUAAACUUCUCAAUUUUGUGCAGAAUGACGACCAAUUAAAUUUGUAUUUAGAGAAUAAUCACAUAGCUAGAAUAACUUAUACCUCUCAAUAACCUUAAUUUCUGAGAAUGAUGAAGUAACUAAAGGCACUACUUUGUAUAACUAACAACUUAAGGCUUGUUAUAACUGCACCUUUAGGCCAUGUGUGCACUUUGUAAAUAUGUUGUGGCGACGUGCAGGAAGCACCGAGGGCCAAGCGCCCCACCCGAAAAUAAACAUUGAAGCAAACUUACAGUGCAUGAUAUUUAAGUUUCUGGGAACAUUUUGUAAACUGUUUUUACCUUAAAGAAAAUCACGAGUCAAGAAGAGCCUCUGCUGGAUGAAAGUGUAAUGAAGUUUUCAUGACUGAGUGAUUGUUUUCCUCACUGCUGUUUUUUUCCUUCCUUUUUUUUCUGUCCUUCCGAAUACUUAGCUUUUUUUUUUUUUUUUUUUUUUUUACACUUACAAAUCAUUCUAAUACAAUAGUGAAUCGGUCAUUGAUCUUCAGUGUUUCAGGUUUCAUUAAUGGUCAAAACUGUACUACUGGAAUGUCAAAGGAUAAAUAAACCCCUGAGAACUG
Messenger RNA from Salarias fasciatus (jewelled blenny), 2024 nucleotides. It is a transcript of the gene rab9a, whose product is annotated as RAB9A, member RAS oncogene family. The record is from RefSeq and is a predicted model, not a curated record. Gene Ontology annotation, cellular component: late endosome; lysosome; phagocytic vesicle. Lineage: Eukaryota; Metazoa; Chordata; Actinopteri; Blenniiformes; Blenniidae. Gene Ontology annotation, molecular function: GTPase activity; GTP binding. The transcript is spliced from 3 exons. Bases 456 to 1064 code for a protein of 202 amino acids. Gene Ontology annotation, biological process: retrograde transport, endosome to Golgi; Rab protein signal transduction.